UCGUGGGAUCUGAAGGGCUUACUUCAGAGGAGAACAGAUCUUCAGCACCGAUACCAGAGCAAAGCCUGUCGCAACAAAUGGAAUUGUUUUUAACACGGAUGUUGGCAUUACAACAGCCGCAACGUGCUAGCAGCGUGUCCAUCCAGCUGGUUGAGUUUAACCCUGACGACGAGGAAGCGGACAUUGAAGGUUGGUGCAACGUAACGGAUAUCAUAAUCAAAGACCGUAAUUUGGAAGGCGCAGACCUGUUAGUGUUACUAACAAGGGCACUAAAAGGUCGAGCUACUACUUGCUUAACACGACUGCAAGCAUCGCAACUGACAUGGCCGCAAAUAAAGGAACUGUUGCUCGCAAAGUUCGCCAAACCCAUGAUGCCACAAGAUUAUUUUGAUCAAAUUUUACGUUUUCAAGUUGGCCCAAAGGAAACUGCGACAGAGGCUGCUAUACGCCUUUGGAACAUCAUCGGACGAAUUCCGCGGAUGGAAAUGCCUGAAGAUAUUAUUACAGGAUUCGUAACAUCAGUUUUAUGUCAAAAGGACGCACUAAUUCGUCGAGAGCUCCAAUCUUAUAGCCCCACUACUAGAUCUCAACUUCUGCGAAUCCUAAAUGGAAUUUCACUAAAACGAAAGCACGAAGGCAAUGAUAUUGAUCCAGAUGCGAAGAAGAACCGAUUCAACGAUGUGCGCUUUACGGGAACAUGUCACCGCUGUGGUACUUCAGGUCACAAGGCUGUUGAUUGUCGCAGACGGAAAGAAGAGCCUACUCCUUCGGAUAAGACACGCAAUACAGUGUCCCGAGGCGCUGACAAACCAAUCACCUGCUUCGUGUGUGGUCGACCAGGGCACAUAGCGUCGGCGUGUCCAGAUCGAGCGGGACGCAACGGAGCGGCGGCGGUCAAAGAGGUUCAUGUUUGUGAACGCAAGGCAUCGAGAAGCACACUGACUACAUCAUCUGGUGAGCUAGUUUCCUUUCUCUUUGAUAGUGGAUCUGCUUGUUCAUUAGUAUCCAAAAGCUACGCCGAUAAGUUCCCUGGUACUGCACAGCGUGAAUUAGUUUAUCUGACGGGCAUUGGUAACGGUGAGGUGGAAUGUGUUUCUCAGGUUGUUAGUUCCGUUAAUGUCCAAGGCCUUUUGCUCUCAGUUUUGUUUCACAUAGUACCCGACGGCACUAUCAUUGAACCAGUAAUAAUAGGUAGGGAUAUAUUAGAAGACAACGUGCACGUGCAGAUAGGUAACGAACAAAUUACUUUUUCUCGAUACAAAAAUGUUAGUUUAGCCGAGUCUAGCGGUUUUAAUUUUACGAAUAUUGAUACAGAUCUACAAGGCGAUGACAAAUUGGCUUUGGUUAGGAUUUUAGAGAAAUAUAGUGAGUUUUUCAUCGACAAUAUACCAACGCGACGAGUUACAACGGGCGUUCUCCGAAUAGUCCCCAUUGACCCAGAUAAAACGAGGUGUAUUAACACAGCUCUCGGGCCCUUAAAAGACAAGGUAGCGCUAGCGUAUAUGGACGAUGUCAUGUGUUAUUCGAAUGACGUCACUACUGGGUUAGAACGUUUAGACCGAACUUUGAAAGCUUUAUCCGAUGCAGGUUUUUCAUUAAACAUCAAGAAAUGUAAGUUCAUGAAAAACAAAAUAGAUUACCUCGGCUAUGUCAUAAAAGCAGGAGAAGUAACACCAAACCCUAAAAAAAUACAAGCUUUGAUUGAUGCUCCGACUCCAAAAACAGCUACACAAGUUAGGCAGUUUUUAGGCCUGGCGUCUUAUUUCAGGAGGUUUAUACCAAAUUUCACUCGUUUAGUAGGACCUCUUUAUCCGCUAACGAAACUAAAAGGGCCUAUCAAAUGGACAGAAUCCCACAACGACAUUCACAAAAAGAUCGUUGAUAUACUUACCUCAGAGCCGGUGUUAACAAUAUUUGACCCGGACUCCCCCAUUGAGCUUCACACUGAUGCGAGCUCCGGAGGCUACGGGGCUAUACUUAUCCAAAGAAAAAAUAAUGCUCCUCAUGUUGUGUCUUACUUCAGUCGUCGGACGUCUGAUACAGAAUCGAGGUAUCAUUCAUACGAGUUGGAGACCCUUGCGGUAGUUCGCGCGGUUGAGAACUUUAGGCACUACUUGUAUGGCCAGCGUUUCACAGUAUUCACCGACUGUAACUCCUUAAAAUCAUCUAAGACAAAAACCGAUCUAACUCCACGCGUACACAGAUGGUGGGCUUUCUUGCAGGCGUACGAUUUUGACAUAGUCCAUAAACAGGGCAUUAGUAUGGGCCAUGCCGAUUAUUUAUCUAGAAAUCCUAUCUCAGAACCCAUAUCUAGUGUGCAAGAAUUGGAUGAUCUGAAUGAAUCAAAGAAAAGGAAUAAGGAAGUUCACUUUGUAGAGUUACAUCAGGGUUGGUUAGCUGUAGAACAAAAGCGCGAUAGCGAAAUAUGUGACCUUAUCAGUAAAUGUGAAAACAAUGAGUUGCCCGAAGCGAUUGCACACACUUAUGACGUGCGGAAAGGUGUACUCUACAGGAAAAUAGAACGCAAUAGAACUAGCUUGUGGUUACCAAUUGUUCCCAGAUCUCUUACAUGGACACUUAUAAAUCAUGUCCAUUCAGAGAUAAUGCAUCUUGGGGCCGAUAAAACACUUAACAAAAUAUACGAACAGUACUGGUUCCCACAAAUGGCCAAGCAGGUGCGUAAGUUUGUAGACUCAUGCAUAGUAUGCAAAGCUUCCAAGGGAUGUUCAGGAGCGCAGCAAAUUAGGCUCCAUCCAAUACCCAAAGUGUCCACGCCUUGGCAUACAGUACAUAUAGACAUUACGGGCAAACUAAGUGGUAAGAGCGAUAAGAAAGAAUACGUAUCUGUAAUUAUAGAUGCUUUCACCAAAUAUGUCCUCCUAGAAUAUACACCGUCCCUCGAUGCCGCAAGCGCAAUUCAAUGCCUCAAAAAAGCAGUUUGUCUAUUUGGUUCUCCAAAGCGUAUAAUAGCAGACCAAGGAAGAUGCUAUAUUAGUGCAGAUUUCAAACGGUUUUGUGGCGAACACGGUAUAGACCUUCACCUUAUCUCCACAGGCGCCAGUAGAGCGAACGGUCAAGUUGAACGCAUAAUGCGUACCUUGAAAUGUCUGCUUACAAUAGUAGAAAAUGACCCAAACAAAACGUGGCGAGAUGAACUCCCCGGAGUUCAACUUGCGUUGAAUAGCACCAGGUCCAGAGUAACGGGAUACUCUCCCACGGAGCUAAUGUUCGGCAUACAAGCGCAAUCAUUAGGAAUAUCAACUUUGUCCACACAUGCGGAACCUGAGCCCCGUUUAGAUUUAGACAUUAUACGACAUAAGGCUUCGGAAAAUAUCAAAAAGGCAGCUUCGUCAGAAGAAAAGCGCUUUAAUCAGGGUAGAGCAAAAGUGAAACCAUUCAAUGCAGGCGACUUUGUCUUUAUCAAAGGUAGUGAGCGUAACCAAACUAAACUACAGCGUAAGUUUAAGGGUCCUUUUAUUAUAGUUAGGGUAUUAGAUCACGAUAGGUAUGAGCUGCGAGACAUUGACGGAUCAAAACGAACAUACAAAUACGCUCAUGAAAAGUUACGUGCAGUGCCCGGCGGCUAUGGUGGUUUGGUUGAAGUAGCUACUUUCUUAAUUCAUAAUGAAGAAGAGGCCGAGACGGCGGCAGUCCAUUGUCAUGAGAAUGGAAUGGCAACAACGGAUGAUGAUAGUGAUACAGUGUCGGUAUCUAGUUUACACACGUUGACCGCCAGCUCUGACACCCUCUCUGCCUCUGAACAUGAAGAAUAA
Leptosia nina is the source of this 3773-nucleotide messenger RNA. The record is from the annotation of a GenBank genome assembly. NCBI's taxonomy places the organism in Eukaryota, Metazoa, Arthropoda, Insecta, Lepidoptera, Pieridae.